AUGGAUGAGGCAGAAGACGCCAGCUCAUUGUGUACGAGUUUGCCGCCGGCGAUCGUGAGACCCAACACUGAUGUCACGGUGCCGCAGCGGGGAGUGCACUCGGCGCAGCUCCUGCGCAAAUUCACGGAGUGCCGCACCCUUUUCCUGUGUUGCGACAUGCAGGAGAAACUGGCCGACAAAAUUCCCGGCUUCCACGACACCAUCCGCGUCUCGAACAACAUCGCGCUCUUCUGUGAGAUGCUGGGCCCGACCUACUGCAACGUGAUCGCCACUGUGCAGUACCCGCAAGGCGUGGGACCCCUCUACCACGAGAUCCAGCUGCCGCCCAACACUCCCGUUUUCCCUAAGAUGAAGCCGUCGAUGCUAGUGCCCGAAGCCCUGCCGUACCUAUACGGUGACGCAGAGCGUGGCAUCUUGCCGGUGCAGCAGGCGGUGCUGUGGGGGCACGAGACGCAUGUCUGCAUCAUGCAGACCGCUGACGAGCUGUUGCGACGCGGCUUUCGUGUAGCGAUUACGACGGACGGUUGCGCGGCACAGCGGCGUAUCGAUCACGAGGUCGCCCUUAUGGAGAUGUCCAAGUGGAGUGGGCUUUUGCUGACGAGCUCCAUCGGCAUGUACGCCAUGAUCGUGCGAGCGGACGAAAUCUUCCGGAAGCCGGUAAUGAAGCUCUCACUAGAUGGCGGGCACGUGUUCAAGCGGCCAUACAGGCGCUCUGAGGACCCGACGCGGCUGCCGCACGAGCGCGAGCGCGAACUGUGA
Leishmania braziliensis MHOM/BR/75/M2904 is the source of this 759-nucleotide messenger RNA. RefSeq lists its product as hypothetical. The record is from RefSeq and is a predicted model, not a curated record. Bases 1 to 759 code for a protein of 252 amino acids. The transcript has a single exon. NCBI's taxonomy places the organism in Eukaryota, Euglenozoa, Kinetoplastea, Trypanosomatida, Trypanosomatidae.